CUUCCACCAACUCUCCAUCCCGGCCCUAAAUCAAUAGCCAAAGACGCAUACACGUGCAGCCAUUAACCAGAGUCGCUGGAAGAGAGAGACUAGGCACGCUAGCCUCGUCUCGGCACCGACAUGCGCGGCUUUCCGACACACCUUCACACGCGCCAAGUAGUGAACUCUACCCCAUCCAACAAACCACUUGUAAUCCAAUAUCACUGCGUCAAUAAGUAGCGUCUGGGGAGGGUGGGGGCAGGUAGGUACGCACUCCGGAACAUGCAUCCAUGCCUCGGGCCAGCCGGCCAGCCGGCACCGCAUUACUGCUGAGUGCAUUCCCCCACAGUGCAUUCCACUUGCUGUGGACUGGAAACAUUGCAGUCGAGGGACUGCAUCCCCCGCGUGACCUUGACCCGGCCUUUGACUUCACACGGCCGCGUUGGCCCGCACCAGCCCUUCUCCUAUUGGCCCUUCCCUGAUCCGCAGAUCAUCACCUCGCAUCCAUAGCGCCCCCAUCGGCCAGCCUAUUCGACCCGGCAGCCGCGCCCGCAAUGGCGAUGAUCCAGGAAUAUCUUGAAUCCCUUGAAGACGCUGUAGGACAGCUUGAACAGCAGAUAGCUCAAGCCAAUAAGCAGGGAGACUGUGUGCAGCAGCUCCAGUCGCAAGCGCUGGCGCUCCAUGCAUCCCUCUCGGGGGGCACAGAGCGCUGCGCUUGCGGCCGAGCAGCGGCAGCGUGAACUGUAAGGUGCCAUCGCGGCGCUCAAGUCCAAGUGGAGGAGCAGCGCUGCGCGCUGGAGGACGCUCGCCGCUCCCUAGCACACUUGGAAAGCGCUGGUGCCGUGGAUGAGGGCAAAGUACUGCUGAAGAGGCUCGGACAGGGGCAAUCCUGGGGGACAAUCCUGGGGGGCUUCGUCUCCCCCCCUGGAUCGCUUCACUCGGGGGGCUCAGCCCUAAAAGUCAGGCAGCAGGGACCCUGGAGAGGAUCGCCAGCGCGAGUGGGGCGGCUGUUACGGGAUGCGGGGCGCUACGUGCGUGCGUGGCGGUCGGCGGGCAGGGAGGUGUGGCAUGUCGUGGUUGAGGUGACGCAAGGGGAGCGCAGCGCGCUGAUUAGGGUGGCAGCGCAGGUCCGUUCAGCUGGUGCAGUAGUGGCACCAUAUCUGACUUCGGUGGGGUGUGCUAUGCGCAAGGGGCAGUUGCUCGCUUUUGAGGAGCUGCGAGGGAAGGGGCUACGGCCGCGAUGGAAGGGAGGAGCGGGCAUUUCAUGCCCAUGCACGUAAUGCCCCGUAGUACGGUAUAAGGACUUGCUGAUCUGCUUUGAUCGCGCCUCGGGACUCAAAGGAGUUAGUGGGGCCGCAGCCAUGGACUUCAAGCCAUGCAACAUGCUCAUGCUCAUAGCGCCCCCGGCUGCCGGCCGGAGUUGCACAGUCCUCAGAGUACGCGUGGUAAUACAACGUAUUGGGAUUUGGAGGACGCUCCAAUACCGCUAUGUAACGCGCUGGAGGCGGACGAGGGGACAGUGUUACGGCAGGCAGUCCCGUAAGGUGCACUUUGCUGGCCCGUAUUCCUGUUGGCAGUUUGCUGGCCCGUAUUCCUAUUGGCGUAACGGCGGGGUCCGUGCCUGUGGCCACACGCAGCCCAGCUAUGUCGCGCGUUUCCAUGUGUGUUUCGUCUUGGCACCAUAGGCCACGGUGGUUAUUGAAUAUUUGCUGGCUGAAAGUGCUUUGGUAUAACGAGGCCCCCCGUGCCCAACGUACUUUUUGUAACGUGUUAGCCCC
Molecule: messenger RNA, 1757 nt
Organism: Chlamydomonas reinhardtii
Lineage: Eukaryota; Viridiplantae; Chlorophyta; Chlorophyceae; Chlamydomonadales; Chlamydomonadaceae
Exons: 1
Coding region: 270-461 (63 amino acids)
Source: RefSeq, a predicted model, not a curated record